UGAGAAAAUGCUUCCUGGUUAUGGCAUUUAAAUACUGAUCAGGUCCAGUGGUAUAAACACUUGAAGCCUCAUCUGCAUCUCUGACCAACAACACAGCACAAUGUUCUUCCUGAAGCUCUCUCUACUCAUGCUGUUGGCUGUAGCUCCUGACUUGCUUGUUCAUGCGGGAGCUGGUGUUUUGAAUAUCCUCAGUGCUAACUAUGGCCGAAUUGAUUCCACAACGUGCUCUGCUGGACGACCCAGCAGCCAAAUCACUAAAACCGACUGUUAUGCAAUCAACACAUUGUCUGAGGUUACAAACAGAUGUGACGGCAAAAGCAGCUGUGUAGUACCUGCCACAAACUCUGUCUUCUCUGACCCCUGUUAUGGCACUUACAAGUACCUGAGCAUUAAAUAUUCCUGUGUGGUGCACAAGACCAGUGUGACCUGUGAAGGAGAUAAUGCUGUUUUGACAUGUGGAGCUGGUGUUUUGAAUAUCCUCAGUGCUAACUAUGGCCGAACUGAUUCCACAACGUGCUCUGCUGGACGACCCAGCAGCCAAAUCACUAAAACCGACUGUUAUGGAACCAACACAUUGUAUGAGGUUACAAACAGAUGUGACGGCAAAAGCAGCUGUGUAGUACCUGCCACAAACUCUGUCUUCUCUGACCCCUGUUAUGGCACUUACAAGUACCUGAGCAUUAAAUAUUCCUGUGUGGUGCACAAAUAACUGAAGACAUUUCAGCUUCUUCCCUGGUGUCCUCUUCAAUUUGAAAAGGAUUCAGAUUAAGUUAAAAUAUGUAACCCUUCAGUAUCCCAUCCUGCAGAGGCAUUGAUAUACUACAUAUAUUAAAUGACUGUAAUGAUUGUACUUUAACACCUUACUUCAGGGCUGAUGAAUAUUUGAGGGAUCCGCCUGGCACUAGUGGUUACAAUCAACAUUUGGUAUGGACAAUGACAUACAUAAUUGUAACUGAAAAAGAUACAAAAAUACUCUACCAUCAGCUAAGACAAAUGAUAUGAAAGCAUAUUUGCCAGCAGGGAAAUACAUAUUACUUAAACAAUAUUUUUGGUAUAUAGCAUAAACACAUUAGCAAAACAAGUUAGCAAAAAAAGGGGGUGUUUUUUUUUCAUCUAUCCUUUUGUUCUCUGAGAUUUGCUUGCUCUGUAGCCUUUUCAAAGGAUGGUGAAGGUGCAUGUUAAUAAAUGCAUAAUCAGAG
Electrophorus electricus (electric eel) is the source of this 1199-nucleotide messenger RNA. The record is from RefSeq and is a predicted model, not a curated record. NCBI's taxonomy places the organism in Eukaryota, Metazoa, Chordata, Actinopteri, Gymnotiformes, Gymnotidae.